AGUCCCUUGCAGCCUGCGGUGAGCUGGCAUGGGACAAGCUGUACCCCUCAGCCAGCCGGGCUGGCGCUGCCCAGGGCACUGGCAGCGCUGAGCCCCACUGCACCCUGGGCUUUGUGGGGUGGCUGGCAGGGUGCACCCUGGCUGCAGGCAGAGCCAGGCGCAGGAUGGGAUGGGGCUCGGCUCCUGUGCCCCAGCUUCUCCAGCAGCACUGGGGCAGCUGCCUGCGCCCUGUGGGGCUGCCCAGUGCCCCCACAGCGACUGUGCCGUAUGGUGGCACAGGGCGGUUUGCCAGGGGGCAGAGUCUGGUUCUGCUCUCUGUGAACCUCAGCUGGUGUCGGCACCAGCAUCUGCGGCCAGAUCCCUCCCUGCAUUCUUGUAGCUGCAAAAUCCCGGAAACUCUUGGCACGCUGGCUUCCUGUGGGGGCUUGGCUGGCUCCCCGGGAGCCUCUGCCAGGCCGGCUGGGAGCCAGGUGGGGAUUUUUGUGCUCUUCCUGCUGGGAAAGGUGCUGGCUGCAUAUGGCAGGGUCAGGAGGUCUGGAGCACACGGGGCCACACCAGGGUGAGGGAGGUGGCAAUAAAAGGGAUGAGGAGGGAGCUCUGCGCAGCAGCAACCUGCAGAAGGAGGCUGCCGGGAGGAGAGCGAGCUAUGAGCAUGGGACCUGCCGUGCUGCUGAUUGCCGGCCUGGCCUGGACCGUGCUGGGAACUGCAACGGGCAGCGGUACCUUCCAGGGCAAGGAGUGGAGCUGCGCAAAGCCUGCAGAGAUCAAGCAUGGCUACGUGGAGCACCUGAUCAAGUACCGCUGCGACCCGUACUACCAGCUGCGUGGCUCUGGUGAUGGCACGUACAAGUGUGGCGAGGAUCAUGUGUGGGUGAGCCUUGAAGGUUCACAGGCACAGGAGGUGCCUGUCUGCGAGCCAGUGUGUGGGAAGCCGAAGAACCCCCCCCAGCAGAUGCAGCGCAUCAUCGGGGGCCUGCUGGCUCGCAAGGGCAGCUUCCCUUGGCAGGGCCGGCUGGUGACCCGCCACAACCUCACCGUGGGGGCCACGCUCAUCGGCGACCAGUGGCUGCUGACCACAGGCAGGAACGUCUACCUGAACCACACUGAGAAUGCCAAGCCAGAGGAGAUAGCCCCUACGCUGCAGCUCUUCCUGGGCAGCCAGAAGCAGAACCAGCCUGCCUUGGACGUGGAGCGUGUGGUGCUGCACCCUGCCUACCCCGAGGCGGUGGAUCUGGCCCUGCUGAAGCUCAAGCAGAAGGUGCCCCUCGGAGAGGAGGUGAUGCCCAUCUGCCUGCCCCAGAAAGACUACGUGCACCCAGGGCGGGUGGGCUACGUCUCGGGCUGGGGCCGCGACUCCGCCUUUGCCUUUCCCGACAUGCUGAAGUACGUGAUGCUGCCGGUGGCGGAGGGCGAGAGCUGCAGGCAGUACUACGAGGCACGGAACGCAUCCUACUGGGUGCAGCCCACCCUCGGCAACGACACCUUCUGCGUGGGCAUAAGCGAGCUGCGGGAGGACACAUGCUAUGGGGACGCCGGCGGCGCCUUCGCCGUACGCGACCCCGAUGAUGACACCUGGUAUGCAGCCGGCAUCCUCAGCUACGACAAGACCUGCACGGCCUCCAAGUAUGGCGUGUAUGUGGACGUGCAGCGCGUCCUGGCCUGGGUCAAGGAGACGGUGGCAUCCAGCUGAGGCCCGGGGGAAUAAAACUGCCCUGCACCCUG
This is a messenger RNA of Tyto alba (common barn owl), 1722 nucleotides long. Its product is annotated as haptoglobin-like. Gene Ontology annotation, molecular function: serine-type endopeptidase activity. Gene Ontology annotation, biological process: acute inflammatory response; proteolysis. NCBI's taxonomy places the organism in Eukaryota, Metazoa, Chordata, Aves, Strigiformes, Tytonidae. The transcript has 5 exons. The record is from RefSeq and is a predicted model, not a curated record. Bases 584 to 1690 code for a protein of 368 amino acids.